This is a messenger RNA of Closterium sp. NIES-67, 295 nucleotides long. The record is from the annotation of a GenBank genome assembly. Lineage: Eukaryota; Viridiplantae; Streptophyta; Zygnematophyceae; Desmidiales; Closteriaceae.
AACCCUAUUAUAGAUGUUCAUGCGACAUGUGACGCGCCCUAAGCGUGCUAGAGAGGGAAGGGUGGAGGAGGAGGAGGAGGAGGAGGAGGAGGAGGAGGAGGAGGAGGAGGAGGACGAGGAGGAGGAGAGGAGGAGGAGGAGGAGGAGGAGGAGGAGGAGGAGGAGGAGGAGGAGGAGGAGGAGGAGGAGGAGGAGGAGGAGGAGGAGGAGGAGGAGGAGGAGGGCACCGAGGGCAGGAUCUCGGGCCUCAUGCAGGGUAUGUUCGAUGUGACUGACAACCCUCUUAAGCGUGCAU